Molecule: messenger RNA, 246 nt
Organism: Opisthorchis viverrini
Lineage: Eukaryota; Metazoa; Platyhelminthes; Trematoda; Opisthorchiida; Opisthorchiidae
Exons: 1
Coding region: 1-246 (81 amino acids)
Source: RefSeq, a predicted model, not a curated record
AUGCGGAAUUCAAAGGUUUUCGGUCACUGCUACCUUCGAAGAAUGUUAAAUAUUAUUGCAACCCCUUCAAUGACGUCCGAGAAGGGUCAAGGAUCUAUUGCUCAAGAUAGACGCAAAACUACUGUGCCAGUAUCCCAUCACGAAGAUGCUAAGGCCGCUUCGAAGGACAACCGGAGACAGCUCACUAUGGCUGAAGCUGAUGCGAAGAAGAAACUUGUGUCCGCCACAAGAACUGGUAUGCGGUAG